CGCACGGCAUCUCUCUACGCACGGCACUUCUCUUCUAUCGCCCUUUUACUGCAAUAUAACCAUGUGUCGUUUCCAUUAAAUGUCAUAUUCACCAUCAGUUUUAUGACGAAUAAGCUUACGUUGAGACAUUGCUCAAACAGUUCAACUGCAUUGCUCUGUAGGCUGUCAUUCCGUCCCACUUUAUACCCCAUCCCUUUUUGACGGACACAUUCUCCUCCAUCCUCUUAGUUGCAUGAAAAAAGUGGGCAGUUCAAGAUUUUAUAUUUGCCCUCACUGUCUCAAACUCCCUCUUUUCUCCCUGUUCUUUGCAGCCGGUCGGACGCACGCGUCCCAUACCUGCAUAGAGCUCCCUGCAUUCUUGAGGACCGUCCCGUAUCGAACGUCGCAAUAUCCCGCGCGCACUGCACCAAGAGGGAGACGAUACCGAAAAUAAUUCACUUCACUUCAACCAAAAUUAUUAUAAAGUCCAGUACUUCACAACCAUUAAUCGAAAUGUUUGUCAAAAGAAUGCGACCAGUAAGGUUCCUUCUCCUUCUGUGCGCAGUUUGCCAUCUGACCCAGGCUUUCCCCGCCCAAACAGGAUAUUCAGAAGAUGACAACCGACAACUCCAGGUCACCAUCUCCAAGGCAACCCCGAUCUCCACUGCACAGCUAGGAGGCUCCAUCACAAUCCCCUGUAUGGUGUCCCUGUCGCCUCGGCCCCCCUCGUCCUCCUCACCCCCCAUCCCGCCCCGGGUUAAGUGGAGCGUGUUGCAUGAUGGGGAGCAGGAGGAGACAGAGAUCCUGGUGGCGCGGGGUCAAAGGGUGAAGGUCAACGAGGCCUACAGAGAACGAGCUUCCCUGGUCAACUUUGCAGACUCGCCCGAGGACCUCUCCCUCUGGCUGGGGGAGCUGCGCUCAACAGACACAGGGCACUACCGUUGCGAGGUGCAGCAGGGCCUGGAUGACGCCAGCGACUUCACACAGAUCAAGGUCAAAGGUGUGGUCUUCCACUACAGACAUUCCUCUGGUCGCUAUGCAUUUUCAUUCAGUGAGGCCCAGGGGGUGUGCGAGAGCAUUGGGGCACACAUCGCCACUCCCGACCAGCUUCUGGCAGCCUAUUACGAUGGCUAUGAGCAGUGUGAUGCCGGCUGGCUCGCUGACCAAUCUGUCAGAUAUCCAAUCCAAGUUCCACGGGAAGGUUGCUAUGGUGACAUGGAUGGCCGCCCGGGAGUGAGGAACUAUGGGACGCUGGAACCAGAGGAGCUGUUUGAUGUGUAUUGUUAUGUGGAGCAUAUUGAUGGGGAGGUGUUCCAUGGCUCUGCCCCUAAGCAGCUGUCAUUGAAUGAGGCUUGGGCAUACUGUGAGAAGGAAGGGGCAGAGCUGGCUACCACAGGGCAGCUGUAUAUGGCGUGGAGUGAGGGUCUGGACCGCUGCAACCCUGGCUGGCUGGCUGAUGGCAGUGUGCGCUACCCCGUCAUCACCCCUAGAGCGCGCUGUGGAGGGCCUCAGGCAGGGGUCAAGACCCUGUAUCGCUACAGCAACCAGACAGGAUUCCCUGAAUCAUCCAGCCGCCAUGAUGUUUACUGUUUCAGAGGUAAUGGGAAUCCUCACACUGAGGCCCCCAUGGACUACAUGGCCACUGAGCCAGAGGACAUCAGACAAGAUAUUGUUGUUCUUAUGAAGCCUGCCGAGGAGCUCCAUCUGAGUCUGGAUCCAGAGCAAGUGGAGCGAGAGGCCCAGAGUGUCCUGCAAUCCCUCCCCGUCUUCCAGUCAGCUUCUGCUCGGGAGGACCUGCAAGGAUCUCCCCCUACUUCCAUGUCAAGCACAGAGAUUCCACUCACCCGUACAGCUUCCACCCAGGACCUCCUCCAGCCUUUUGAUGAGACUUCACUUCCUGUAGAAGAACACUACCACUCCCAGCAUCCGACUUCACUUCCCAGCACCUCCAGUGAGCCAGACUCCCUUGACAAAGAAAACUAUCACUCCCAGCAUCCUACUUCAUUACCCAACACCUCCAGUGAGCCAGACUCCCUUCUCAAAGGAGACUAUCCCUCCCAGCAUUCUACUUCACUAGCCAGCACCUCCAGUGAGCCAGACUCCCUCCUCAAAGGAGACUAUCCCUCCCAGCAUUCUACUUCACUACCCAGCACGUCAAGUGAGCCAGACUCCCUUCACAAAGGAGACUAUCACUCCCAGCAUUCUACUUCACUUCCCAGCACGUCAAGUGAGCCAGACUCCCUUCACGAAGGAGACUAUACCUCCCAGCAUUCUACUUCACUAGCCAGCACCUCCAGUGAGCCAGACUCUCUCCACGAAGGAGACUAUCACUUCCAGAAUUCUAGUUCUCUACCUAGCACCUCCAGUGAGCCAGACUCCCUCCUCAAAGGAGAUUAUCCCUCCCAGCAUCCUACUUCACUUCCCAGCACCUCCAGUGUGCCAGACUCCCUCCACGAAGGAGACUAUCCCUCCCAGCAUCCUACUUCAUUACCCAGCACCUCCAGUGUGCCAGACUCACUUCAUGAAAGAGACUAUCACUCCCAGAAUUCUAGUUCUCUACCCAGCAACUCCAGUGUGCCAGACUCCCUCCACAAAGGAGACUAUCACCCACAGAACUCUAGUUCACUACCCAGCACCUCCAGUGUGCCAGACUCCCUUCAUGAAGGAGACUAUCACACACAGAAUUCUAGCUCACUACCCAGCACCUCCAGUGUGCCAGACACCCUCCACGAAGACGAUUAUCACUCCCGGCAGCCUACUUCACUACCCAGCACCUCCAGCGUGCCAGACUCCCUCCACAAAAGCAACUCCAGUUUCUUCCGGCUCAAACUGGAAACGACCCCAGAAUUCCCAGACCCGUCCUACGAGCCACACAGACAUUACCAGCCGAUGCCAGAGAUGAACCCGGAGGAACCCGACUACCAGCAGUCAGGCUCUUCCAAGCACUUCCAGCCAAUGCCAGAGACCAACCUGGAGUUGGAUCAACUGGAAGCCAACUACAGCACAACAGCAGGUAACCAGAGUCAUCGGGAGAAUGCACAAGAGACUACCAACAUGGCCUUUGACCCCAUAGAGAAUGCUACCGAGGCACGUGACCACACCGCAGAGAGAAGGCACAAAGAGGCGAUCGUGGGAGAACCUGAGGAGACAUCCAUCUCGACCGAAUCCCCGGGAGAGCUUGAUCCCCACCCAGUCUGGUCUACACUCUCCCCCCACGGAAGGGCAACCUCGGUGUGGUUGCCCCUGGAUGGAUCUGGAGAUAUGUCCCAAGAGAUAGACCUAGGUGUCCACCAGGGAAUGCACACAGAGAUAGACCUAGGUGUCCACCAGGGAAUGCACACAGACAGAACCCCCACCUCUGAAUCCUCUGACUUCACCACUCACAUGUCUGCCUCCCCUGGAGCCACCAGCAUCCCCAGUGAGCAGCAGACGGGAGUUCUGCAUUCAAGCAGCAUCUCAUCUGGACUGGAUCAUUCUGAGGAGCUGGGACUGGAUGUGUACUCCACAGUAGCUGUGUACUCCACAGUAACUGUGUACUCCACAGUAGGCCAUCCACCAGGAACCUUCCAGGGAACUUCCUUCGCUAGGCCGGAAGGCAGCACCAGUCUAGAUUUCGAGGGUAUUGUCAAUCCAGAGAGAUUUGAACCUUCAGGAGCAGUGGAGCUGGCACCAGGGGAGUCUGAUGAGGAGCACCUGGGGUCUGGAGAGGGCAUAGCUACGACCGAGUCUCCAGACCUGUCCACCACCUCCCAGCUGCCCGUCGAGUUUACCACUAUGGGCUAUCAAACAACGGCCAUGUCCAGAAUAGAGGUGGAUCUCACAACCACGGACCCUGAAGAAGACGGAAGUGGACAUGAGCCAGGCACUGAUGAACCGUCCCUCGGAGACAAAGUUACAGUCUCCCCCUUUGAGUCGCAAACAACCAGUUGGGAUCUGCACCGUACCACCUCUGCACCCCAAGAGUCUCAGGACGACCUUGAAUACAGCGGGGAAUCCGCUUCCUCCUCUUCCCAGACAGAGCUUCCAGAGUCCUCAGCAGAACCUGAACUGUUUGGGUCAGACUCCUUGUCCACCUCAAGUACAGAUCCCACCGCUGCCACUAUGUCCACAUCCACCAUGUACACAUCCACAGAGUGGGCCACACAGACCUGGAGCCCAAUCACCUCCACUACACAAAGUCCCCCAGAGCCAGAGAGGAUGACUGCUCUUAUGCCCCCUGUGGAUCAUGGCCGGAUGGAUCUGGAAUUCGGCCUCACCCAGCCGCCAACCCUGCUCAUCUUGCCCAAUGAGAGAGCUGCUGUGGGCAGUUCCAGGAAGAUUUCAGAUGCCUGUCUGGAGGACCCCUGUGCCAACGGCGGCACCUGUGUUGAGAUGGGCGGGAGCACCAAAUGCCUCUGUUUGCCCAGCUAUGGAGGUGACCUCUGUCAGAUGGAUCUGGAGCAGUGUGGGGUGGGCUGGCAGAAGUUCCACGGGAACUGCUACAAGCACUUCAACCAGCGGCUGAGCUGGGAGGUGGCGGAGCAGCACUGUCGCAUGGUGGGGGGCCACCUGGUGUCAAUCAUGACCCCUGAGGAGCAGGACUUCAUUAACAAUAACUAUAAGGAGUAUCAGUGGACUGGACUGAACGACAAGACCAUCGAGGGGGAUUUCCGCUGGUCCGAUGGUAACCCUUUGCUCUAUGACAACUGGUACAGGGGCCAGCCUGACAGUUACUUCCUGUCUGGAGAGGACUGUGUGGUGAUGGUGUGGCAUGAUGCCGGGCGCUGGAGUGAUGUGCCCUGCAACUACCACCUGGCCUACACCUGCAAGAAAGACACCUCUUCAUGUGGCCCUCCCCCCAAAGUCCGGAACGCAUCUGUGUUUGGCAGAAUACGCCAGAGGUACGAGACAGACGCCGUUGUGCGCUACUACUGUGCCCAGGGCUUCCAGCAGAGACAAAACCCUCUGGUCAAGUGCCUGCCAGGUGGAAAGUGGGAGGAGCCCCAGAUCCUCUGCAUUCCUGGGGCAGGAAACACAGCACAGGUAGCAGGAGUAACAUCACCAACAACAGAAAACCAGGAGCCGACUGAAGAGGAAUCACAAACAAAGAAAACACCUCAAUACUGGGACAUCAAGUGGAACUUUUAAAUUACAUACCAUGUCCCAUUACACUUCAAGAGUUUCUUUCUUCAUUGACCAGAGAUCUGAAAUGGCUGAACAUGUGAAGGCAAUAUGGUGAUCUUGAAAGGAGACAAGGAAAGAGUAUUGGGACACAGGGUCAGUUUGGCAUUACAUUCCUACUCCUCCUCAAAGCACAUCGAUCUGAAUCUGUAGUUGGGAUAGCCUGGGCUUUAGUGUCUCUUGCAGCCCUACAUAGGAUGCCAUGAAUUGCAAUGUUGUGCUAGAAUGCGGAACACGGGACAUUUUCCGUGAAAAGUCCUUAGGCUUUCCGAAAAUCCUGCCACUGACGCAUAUCUAUUAUCAGUAACUCCUUGUCCAUCCAUCCUGAUUGUACACUAUAUAUAUAUAAAAGUAUAUGGACACUCCUUCAAAUUAGUGCAUUUGGCUAUUUCAGCCACACGCAUUGUUGACAGGUGUAUAAAAUCGGGCACACUGCCAUGCAAUUUCCAUAGACAAACAUUGGCAGUAUAAUGGCCUUAUUGAAGAGCUCAGUGACUUCCAACGUGGCACCGUCACAGGAUACCACCUUUCCAACAAGUCAGUUCGGCAAAUUUCUGCCCUGCUAGAGCUGCCCCGGUCAACUGUUAGUGCUGUUAUUGUGAAGUGGAAACGUCUAGGACCAAAAACGGAUCAGCCACAAAGUGGUAGGCCACACAAGCUCACAGAACGGGACCGCCAAGUGCUGAAGCGCGUACUGCGUAAAAAUCGUCUGUCCUUGGUUGCAACACUCACUACCGAGUUCCAAACUGCCUCUGGAAGCAACAUCAGCACAAUAACUGUUCGUCGGAAGCUUAAUGAAAUGGGUUUCCAUGGCUGAGCAGUAGCACACAAGCCAAAGAUCACCAUGCGCAAUGCCAAACGUCAGCUGGAGUGGUUAAAGCUCGCAGCCAUUGGAGUCUGGAGCAGAGAUGUUCGAUGAGCAGAUGUCCACAUACUCUUGGUCAUGUAGUGUGUAAUGUGUCGCUAUCUGUAAAGAAACUGUCUGAACCUAACUUUUCUCCAAACUGGCACCUAACUCCAACUGUGUUGGACAGUGGUAGGAUACACGGUAGCUCGUCUUGAGAAAAAUUUGGUUCAGAUGGUUUUUAGAACGAUGUCCACACAUUGUACAAUCCAGAAGGACGGACAAGGAGUAAUGGAUUAUAAAUAUGCCUUAAGUAGCAGGAUUUUUGGGAACCGGUAUGCCUAAGAAUUUUUCACCAAAUAUGUCCCGGGCUCCAAAUUAUAUCGAUCUAGGAUGCCAUUGCAUUCAAUGUGCGACGUCAACUGUAGGCCCAGGUCAAAUCAAAAAUCACAUUUAUUUUAUAUAGCCCUUCGUACAUCAGCUAAUAUCUCCAAGUGCUGUACAGAAACACAGCCUAAAACCCCAAACAGCAAGCAAUGCAGGUGUAGAAGCACGGUGGCUAGGAAAAACUCCCUAGAAAGGCCAAAACCUAGGAAGAAACCUAGAGAGGAACCAGGCUAGGGCUUGGUUUUAGUGUUCUGCCACUAGGUUACCAAAAUAGCUUACUGAACAAAUGUCAUGACAUUAACUCUGGAAGAUACAACAUUCAGACAAACAGUAAGAAAUUGCAAAUAUUAACCUAAUCAUAAACACAUGACAAACUACGAGCAUUGAUACUGUAUGUUCCAGGUCUUGGUUGGUUUUAAACAGGCGUCAGCAUGCUAACGGUGUCAAUCAUUGUUUAUUGACUAUUAUUGGCAAAUCAGCUUUAUAAAUCCACCCAUCAUAUUUGAAACAACAGCUGGUCUGUUUGCAAUUCCAUUCAUAUUCCAUCAGCUAGUGAUUACCUGGGGUCUGUUCAGGAGGGGGAAUGUUACAGAACGGUCAGAUAGAAAUGUAUUGUGUAGAACCGAUAUGAUUGUCCAGCCUGGCCUCAGAGCCAUAUUGAAUAUACUUUAUGUAUUUCUGAGCACCUCCAAGACGUAUGAUACCUACUAAUGGUCUAGUUACUUGAGAGAAACUCAAGUAGGGAGGUUGGUCGGGGAGGAUGGGUGGGCGUAAUCCGCGACAAUCUAGCAAUCCAAGGUUGCAUGUGUGAGCCGCAUCAGGGUCACCUGUAACAUUUUAGCUAACCCUUAUUCUAAACUUAUCCCAAUUCACCUAACCUGCUAUGUAAAUUCACCUAACCUUUGUCGUUUUAGUUCUCCUAACCUUUGCCGUUAGUUCCCCUAACCGCCCAUGUAAAUUCUCCCUGUAGUUCUCCUUUGUUGUUACAGCGCAACAAGAAACCUGGCCUCAGAUAAAGACCUGCAAUACUAUACGUCCACCAAGACGUAUGAUAAGUUACAUCACCCAAUUCGUAUGUUUUGUAUGACCGGGAAACACCUAUGGCACUGUACGUCCUCUAAUUCGAAUGAUAUUGUACGACUGCUAUUCCAUUUAGAAUCUAAUGUAACGCAUCAUACUAAAUUGAAUCUUAGACUGUCACAGAUGUACGUACAGAAUAAUAUGAAUUGCCCUGAGACCACAUUGGAUUGUCUGUAGACUUGGGACUUGGGGACGAAUGUAGUUCUAUUAAUAAUAUUUCUACCUGCAAUGUUUUUGAACUUUUUAUCUCACCGAGUACACUCCAGGACGGGUGAGUCAUUAUUGGGAUGUUUGGUUGAGUGUCAGGGAAGACACAGAACAGACUCUGUGGUCCAUAUCCAAACCUGUUCCACGUCACAACCUCUAGGUCCUUUGAGUCCCUUUCAUUGAACUAAAAAUGACUGUAUAGGUGUACACAAUAUUGUUGGAGCUCUGCCAAGCCUACCAGAGGGCUGGGUGUGGCUAUGACCACAUUGCUGAUACCAAUCCAAAUAUUUCAGAUCCACACGAUAACUUGACAAAGUCUUUAGAAUAAGAGCAAUGGUUGGUUUGGAAUUGGAGCAGAAAAAUCCCUGUCCUCCUAGGAACCCAUAUCAACUCUUGAACUCUUGAACUCAGCAUUAUUUCCAUCUCAACUUUCUCACAACCAUAGAUAGGCCUUCUUGGACUUUUAUCAUCAACAGACUAUAUGAAAUAUGGUGCUAACACCCUUGCCUAUGAUACAUGCAUGAAGUACAUUUCAUUUUUGAAAUCAUAAAGAAUCAAAAUGGCACGUUUGUGCAGUAGGAUGUUAGAAAACAAAACGACUCCAAACACAGCACGUUUAUAAAGCCAAUUCCAUUAUCAAACUAAAAUGUACAUUUCACACAGUGGUUUAUUUAUUCACUCUUAACUAUUUUGGGGUGAAAAAGGUUAGAGUGAGUAGCCUGCAAUUGUUUUUACAAGGGUGACAAUGCCUUCACUGUACGUAUCAAUGAUAUUGAUUAGAUUUUGUUUCAAAGUAUUGUUGAAUUACUGUCCACUCUUCCCUGUGAUAGAUGCCCUACAUUUUACUGAUACAGUCCUAUGAAAAGCUUUAUGUUGUAAUAAAGUUUUGUAGAAUAAAGCAAGGAUUUAAUCAGUAUUAACCACAAAGCCAUCUUCAGAAAUAUGUUUUGUUUGUUCUUUAUUUUCCAAUUUUAUAAGUAUCUUUUACAGUAACACUCUUCCUUUAUAAACAAAAUAAAAUGACAUUAGAACGUU
Molecule: messenger RNA, 8692 nt
Organism: Salvelinus fontinalis (brook trout)
Lineage: Eukaryota; Metazoa; Chordata; Actinopteri; Salmoniformes; Salmonidae
Product: brevican core protein-like
Exons: 14
Coding region: 493-5106 (1537 amino acids)
Biological process (GO): cell adhesion
Molecular function (GO): hyaluronic acid binding
Source: RefSeq, a predicted model, not a curated record